AUGGAUUAUUCUCGGCAGCUCCUCAAAGGAGAGGUACAUGCCGCAUUUGCGGACUUUGAGGAGCAGGUGUGGCGGAUGGCGACCUGCAGAGCGGUCAACCGGGUUCCGGAAUUUGAGGAUAUAGUCCGCGGUACUAUUGAACAGUAUCCAGUCCCUCCUUCUGGUGAUACCCCUCAAUUGUGGGCGCUCCGCCGGCUACUUCAAGUGGCCAAGGUCCAGGCAGCGGGGGAAGAGACGUCGCUCCCGUUCACUGACGGCCCACUGCGCUGGCUCGUGCGGGUUAACUUGAAAUACAACGACGAAGAAGGACUUGAUGAGGUUGGCGUGGUUGACUUGCUAGCGGAGAACCCGGCAGACUUUAUGUACGGUACCGGAAACUUCGACUCGUCCUGGGGCGCAGCAACAAAGCUGCUCCUGCAGACCGUCCAGGAAUCACCAGCGGCGGACGCCGCCAUGCUCGCCGGACCCACAGCCGGCAUAGUUACCCCCUGCACGGUUGCCACGGAUAACAUCCACCGCUGGCUUCCCGUGGAGGCCUGGCUGGCAUUGUAUGCGGGCCUGGAGCGUACGGCGAAACAGUCCGCCGCGCGGGCCCAGGAGGUGGCGGAACGCGGGCGGGACGAACUGGCAAAUGCAAAGGCCGCAGAGGAGAUGAGGCUGCUUUUGAAGCAACCGGAGAUCGUUGAGGUUCGAAAAAAGGUGGCCGACGGGCAGCGGCGCUUGGCGGACGUGAAUGAGCAGCUUGUAUCCAUGGUCCAGCAGCAGCCACCCCCCGAAAAGCCUGAAAUCCAGGCCGCCCAGCGGGAGGUUGCAGAAGCCGAGGAUAUGUUGGCCAUCGCUAACCAGGAGUCGCGGAUCCUCCACGAGCGGUACCGGCGGGCGCUCCCCGCCGAACCGCCGCUGCACGGCGACGCCGCGGCCGACGAUGCCGCUGCCGAGCCGCCGCUGCCCGACGACGACGCCGAGGCAGACAGCGAAACAUGCAACAUGCUCGUCCUCCGGCGAUGGAUGCGGUCGGACCGGGCUGGUCCCAUGCCAAAGCCGUACUGUCCCAUCUGUCUGGAGGCAGACUUGACCUUGCCCAGCCUGAUGCCGGUUGGCUACCGCCGGGCGCCGCCCAACAACCCCCCCAGCAUCGAGACUGCGGGAGUCGUGCUGUCUUCCUGUAUGCACAUCCUAGGGGUCAACUGCUUUCGUCAGCUACAUGCGGCCGCCAGCGAGGAAAACGAAAUCCUCCGGUGCCCGAUGUGCCGGGCAGAAGUGAGAACCGAGAGUUGCGUUUCCCUAAACACUUCCGUUACCAUGGAAUUCUUCCGGAUGGCGGUGGAGGAGCGGGAAAUGAUGCCGGAAGCAUAA
This is a messenger RNA of Gaeumannomyces tritici R3-111a-1, 1356 nucleotides long. RefSeq lists its product as hypothetical. The coding region runs from base 1 to 1356 and encodes 451 amino acids. The record is from RefSeq and is a predicted model, not a curated record. NCBI's taxonomy places the organism in Eukaryota, Fungi, Ascomycota, Sordariomycetes, Magnaporthales, Magnaporthaceae. The transcript has a single exon.